This is a messenger RNA of Wyeomyia smithii (pitcher-plant mosquito), 5362 nucleotides long. It is a transcript of the gene sno, whose product is annotated as protein strawberry notch. The record is from RefSeq and is a predicted model, not a curated record. The coding region runs from base 1064 to 4783 and encodes 1239 amino acids. Gene Ontology annotation, biological process: regulation of DNA-templated transcription. Lineage: Eukaryota; Metazoa; Arthropoda; Insecta; Diptera; Culicidae. Gene Ontology annotation, cellular component: nucleus. Gene Ontology annotation, molecular function: chromatin DNA binding; histone binding. The transcript has 11 exons.
AUUAAUAAUCUUUGAUUACAUCGACAUAUUAGAGUAUUUGGGACCGGCUUAAACUGACAGUAAAAAUGAUAUUACAUGUUCGUGAUUUGUUUUAUAAAAUAUACAAAUUUGUUUAAAAUUUACUUUAUGUAUGAGGAAACGAAGCAAAAAUAUUUUUUAAGUCGCGAAUAACACUGAACGGUAAUUCUUUACAAUAAACGAUAAAUCUGUACGCGAUUAUUACUUAGAUAAAAUGUUAGUUUUUCGGGAUCGGGAUAUCACUACAAUAGCCGCCGCGUGGACAAGGAUAAUAACAGCGCGGUUGUCGUCAUUGUUGAUGUAAGUGAAAAUUUAAAAAUUUGGCAUCAUUCAUGCAUCCAAAGCUCGAAAAUUUUAUAAAAAGCGUAUAGAUCAAUAUCAAUACAACAUUAUUAAUGCAUUUGAAAAAUACCAGAGCAAUCAUUAUAGGUUCUAUCGUUUCAGACAUGUAUUAUGCAGAUCUUUGAAAAUUUACCAAAAUUUUGAAAUUUUGCCCCAGAGCAAAAACAAAAUAAUCAAAAGCUAAAGAAGUCAUAAAUAGAGAUAAAAAGGGAAUGCAUAACAAGAUGAUGUCAUCGCAUAAGUUUCAUUUCAACUUCAUUCAUGCACCAAUGUUUAAUCAAAAGCUAGGGAACCCUAGAAUAAAGGCGUAAAAUUUAUUCGGUUGGAGUUUUGAUUUCGUCAAUCAAAACUACAAGCUACAUAUACUGCGCAUUAAUAAAAAAAAAAAACCGCAGCUCUGGCAAGCCUGUGUAUACUUAGUGUAUACUUCAGGGGGAAUCUAUCUGUCAGAUAUCGUGAAACCGUGACCAACACAUUUGGCAACAAGGCGUUUUGGUUUUUGUCGUUUUGAUCGAAGUAAAAUGUAACGUUCUCUUUUAACGAAACUCGAGAAAUCGCGGAAAUCUUUUAUUAAUAAUGCGUUCCGUAGUGAAAUUUUGGGACAGCAACAAGUUUUAAACGAAAAUUGGUGAUGUUUUAUCGUCACAUUGGUAAUUUAUCAAACGUCAUGGACCAGAGUUGAUCUGCGAUAACGCACACAUAUAUGAAAUUCGACAGCGUGAGCAUGGCAACAACACUAGGAUUCGGUGGUGGCACUUCUGUAAACAGCAUGAAUCAGAUGACUAGUAACCAAAUCAUGCUUGAACACCUUAAGGCGCUGGUUACAGCCAAUCCACACUAUCUUACCAGUGGCAUACCAACGAAUCUUCUCUCCCAGAUCUGGAUGGCGGAUUCAAGCAAGAUUGCACAACCAUCAUUCAAUUACUUAAAUCAAGUUCCUGAAGAAGAAGAAGCGGAGGAAGAAGAAAUGGGUGUCGCAGAAACUUACGCGGAGUACUGGCCUGCAAAAUUAAAAAUCGGCAAGAAGCAUCCUGAUCCUGUGGUUGAAACAGCUUCUUUGUCCUCUGUUGAACCUUGCGACGUGUAUUAUAAACUUUCAAUUCCUCCCGAAGCCAUCAAUUCUGGCCAACUUAGCGCGUUGCAGCUUGAAUCUAUUACAUAUGCAAGUCAAGCGCACGAACAUUUACUACCAGACGGAUCGCGCGCCGGUUUCCUCGUGGGAGAUGGUGCCGGUGUUGGGAAAGGACGGACAAUAGCUGGAAUAAUCUACGAAAAUUAUUUGAAAGGUCGCAAAAAAUCCAUAUGGAUAUCCGUAUCUAAUGAUCUGCGUUAUGACGCUGAACGAGACCUACGUGAUAUUGGUGCAGGAAGAAUUACAGUCCACGCAUUAAACAAGUUUAAAUACGCCAAAAUUAAUUCUUCGGAGAACAACAGUACCAAAAAAGGUGUAAUUUUUGGCACUUACUCGGCUUUAAUAGGAGAAUCGCAAAGUGUAACUAUUGGUAAAUACAAAACACGCCUAAAACAAUUGUUACAGUGGUGUGGUGAGGAUUUCGAUGGUGUGAUAGUAUUUGAUGAGUGUCACAAGGCAAAAAAUCUGUGUCCAGUUGGUUCUAGUAAACCCACGAAGACUGGUUUAACAGCCCUGGAAUUGCAAAACAAACUCCCCAAGGCCCGAGUUGUUUACGCGUCUGCGACUGGUGCUUCUGAACCUCGUAAUAUGGCUUACAUGGUGCGACUUGGAAUUUGGGGUCAGGGAACCCCGUUUAACACAUUUAUGGAUUUUAUAGCGGCUGUUGAGAAGAGGGGUGUUGGUGCAAUGGAAAUUGUUGCCAUGGACAUGAAGCUACGAGGAAUGUACAUUGCGCGACAACUGAGCUUUCACGGAGUUACGUUUAAGAUCGAAGAAGUACCGCUUACACGUGAAUUUAAGCAGGUUUAUGAUGAGUCGGUUGACUUGUGGGUGUUAGCUAUGCAGAAGUUCACAGAAGCAGCAGAGCUUAUUGAUGCUGAGAAUCGCAUGAAAAAAACCAUGUGGGGUCAAUUCUGGUCAGCCCAUCAACGAUUUUUCAAAUAUUUAUGUAUUGCUUCCAAAGUAAACCAUGCAGUUAAAGUGGCCCGUGAAGCGAUUAAGUACGGCAAGUGCGUAGUAAUAGGUUUACAGUCCACUGGUGAAGCCAGAACACUAGAGCAGCUGGAUAGAGACGAUGGAGAACUGACGGAUUUUGUGUCAACUGCAAAGGGCGUUUUUCAGUCGUUGGUGGAAAAACAUUUUCCUGCACCGGACCGAAGCCGUAUUAAUCGCUUGCUUGGUCUUGAAGUGCCAAAAAAGACCCAGCUUGAAUGUAUAUUAGAGGAAAUAAACUCAAAACCUUCGGUUAGCAGUGCCGACCUUAAACGUAAGAAUUCCUUUGUUAAGACUGUAACAUCAUCUAAAGUAAAAAAGCCUAGACGUAACUCAUCCGACGAUGAUUCGAACAGCGACUCUCAUGAUUCUGAUGCUAAGGCAUCCGAUAGUGAACACGAAGGAAGUGCUCACGAUUCCGACAGUGCCCGCAGUAGCGAUUAUAAUCCAUUUUACUCCGGGUCCGAUAGUGACGACGACCCAUGGGUUGGUAAGACAAGUAAAGCUAAACUUAGGAAACCAAAGACUCCCAAGAAAAAACCUGUCUCUACGCAAGACAAAAUACAAGCUCACCUUUCGAAGAGACAGACUGAAACUAAACCCAUGACGAUACAAGCAAGUAAUGGGAUGUCCAUACAACUAGGACCGCCACCAAAAGACGCAAUUGAGCGAGCAUGUCAAAUGAAAGAUGAACUUUUGGGAAAAAUCGAGAAACUGGGAUCAAGAUUACCAGCCAAUACACUUGAUCAGUUAAUAGAUGAAUUGGGUGGUCCCGAAAAUGUGGCCGAAAUGACAGGUCGAAAAGGGCGUGUCGUACAAAGUGACGAUGGAUCCAUUCAAUAUGAAUCGCGAUCGGAACAGGAUGUACCAUUAGAAACACUUAACAUCACCGAAAAGAAACGUUUCAUGGAUGGAGAGAAGGAUGUUGCAAUUAUAUCUGAGGCAGCAUCGAGUGGUAUAUCGCUACAAAGCGAUCGAAGGGUUCGUAAUCAGCGAAGACGUGUUCAUAUAACGCUUGAAUUGCCAUGGUCAGCUGAUCGAGCUAUUCAACAGUUUGGUCGCACGCAUCGAUCCAAUCAGGUGAACGCCCCAGAGUAUAUGUUUCUUAUUUCCGAUUUGGCAGGAGAGCGGCGAUUUGCUUCAACUGUAGCAAAAAGGCUCGAAUCACUUGGUGCUCUAACUCACGGCGAUCGACGAGCCACAGAAACUCGUGAUUUGUCACAAUUUAAUAUAGAUAACAAGUAUGGUCGAUCCGCGUUGGAGUCAGUCAUGAAGACGAUAAUGGGCUAUGAACAACCCUUAGUCCCACCACCUAGCGACUACAUAGGAGAUUUUUUCAAAGACAUAGCCGGAGCACUUGUUGGCGUUGGACUGAUCGUGAAUAGCGAACAAAUGCCUGGUGUUUUGAGUUUAGAUAAAGACUAUAACAAUAUUUCAAAAUUCCUGAAUAGAAUAUUGGGAAUGCCUGUGGAAUUGCAGAAUCGACUGUUUAAAUAUUUCACUGACACAUUGGCGGCCAUUAUCGAGCAAGCCAAAAAACGAGGUCGAUUUGAUCUGGGAAUUUUAGAUUUGGGAGCCAGCGGAGAGAAUGUAACUCGUGUAAAAAUCACCAAGUUUAUGAGAAAACAUUCAACAGGUGUGGCACCAAUUGAAUUACAUACAGUACAGGUCGAAAGAGGAAUGAUUUGGCAAGAGGCUAUCGAUAAAUGGGCUGACUUAGGUGGGGAAAAGGAAGGCUUUUACUUAUCAAAACAAGCACGCAAUGAAAAAUAUGCAGCAAUUCUUGCAGUUGAGAUAGAAAACAUCAAUACUUCAAAGAAAAAAUCGGAAUCGAAGAGCAAAAAAGACAUGAUGUUUCAGAUCUACCGACCGAAUACAGGAUUACAGUUGAAGCUAGAGUCAUUAGAUGAGCUUGAGAAGAAAUACAAAAAGGUGCUGAGUGAUGCCGCUGAAUCACACUGGAGUCAGCAGUAUGAUGCAUCUGUGAAUACGUGUUCCCAUAAUUAUUGGAAAGGAGUGUGUCGGUACAUGACUAUGGGUCAAGAUUGCGAGAUUGGAUUAAGAAGGAGAACGUACUACGUGUUAUCCGGAUCAGUUUUGACGGUUUGGUCUCGAGUAGAAAACAGUCUAGCUACUCGAGUCAACGCUCAAAAUCGUAUGCAGGUUCUUCGUUUAAGAACAAAAGAAGGUCAGAAGAUUGUUGGCACUCUUAUCCCCAAAAACUGCGUUGACCAUUUGAUCAAAGAUCUGAGUAACGAUUCUGAAAAAGUUGAAGAACAAACAUUUGGUAACGAGUAAACUUCCAACAGCUGCUGUUGUAUUUUAUAGUUGUUCGUGAUAUUACGUUUAAGAGUGUGUUAGAGUGUACUGAAAUAGAUAUUAUAAGGCGUUCCAAAAUUACGAAGCUGAACGUCUCAAUCAAAUUAACAGGCAAAUAUGACUUUUUCAUCUUGAAUAUGUAAUUUGCCUGAUCCACUACAAUAUUACAUAACUUAACCUAUCACAACUGUUAGAAAUUCUUCUGAAACACAAACAACACUUGGAAGCAGCAGAAAUAUAAAUCAAGGGACGCUAAUGGCCGUGAUUGUGCUUUAAUUGUAAUUAAAAUUUUAUCAUCCUUUCGACGCCUCAAGCCAAAAAAUGUAUCGAAGAAUAACAUUGAAUUGUAGAAAUGUGUUUGAAAUUAUGUUCGUACAAAAUUGGUUUAUCUUAUUUUGGGAUAAAGAAACACAGAUUGAAGUAUACUACAAUGUGGUGAAUUAAAAGUUUACUUCUUUUAAAUAAUCAUGCAAUGUACAAAACUAUUCAGUAGAAUCUAAUUUCUAAAUAAUAGAAUAAGUUAUUAUUGCGUAGUAGCAAAUAAAUUUUUGUGCAGCA